CAGAAGGCAGUCGGAAAACAUCUCAAUAAGGGAAUUGCGCUGUUUCUCCCAGUCGUGCUUUCAAACUCUGCUUGGAAGCAUAAGCCUUUUUACAGUAGGAAAUUUAAGUGCUAAAAGUAGAUAACUGUCCAUACCAAGUACCUGGAACUUUGAAAUUUAUAUUGUCCUAACCCUACAUAACGUAACAUUGUUAUGUUAAUGCUAAUCAGCAAAGAAAGUGGAGUACCAUUUACAAGAUGCCAACUGUUGAAAAUCCGAGUGGUGAACAGAACUUCAUUGCACAUUGGAUGUUCAAUAGUUCCCGUGCUGGAGUCUUGUUAGAUCCUAGUUUUACAGGUUUGAACUUCAAGAAAGAAAAUUUGUUACCUGGACCUGAAAAUAUCACAGCUUUACCUGCCGAAGUGUUGCAUCUUUCAGACGCCUGUUCUGUAAGUGAUGACUCCCUGUGUGAAGAGUCUGGCAGCUCUCAUACACUUCAGCAAUACAGCACUGGAACAUCUUUUCCAGCAGCAGCAUGUAAUGUGGAAAGCUCUAAACCAGACUUUGUCUGUGGUGAAGUGGAUGGUCAGAAAAAAUCCGGUUGCAGUGACCCACUCUUAAAAAGGCUUGAACAGCUGAAGGAAUUGCAACGACAGAAACAGGAACAGCUAAAGAAACAACAGAUGGAGCAACUUCAGUGGCUAAUGGAAGAGCAGCAGAAGCUACUUAGCAUGGUGUCUGGCCAGACAGCAGCUCUUGGCUAUACUCUAACAGCUGAAAGUCAAAAGCUAAGACCUGGGCAUUCUUCAGGCUUAACAACUUUACACCAAUUGCCAUCAUCUGCAUAUCAGAAUGUCUUUGAAGACAGAACUCAUGCUCCGAUUGUUGCUUCGUAUACACAAGACAAUGAUUCUUUACCAAAGUUAAACAACAAAGAAUGCACCUCAUCUUUGAAGAACAGUCUUUCAGAAGUUUCUGCCUGUGAAAAGCCAGGUCCAUGUGUGCCUAUGAAAAGGCCAAAUUGUUUGAACAACAAGGAAGACAAAUACAUUACUGAUCUCUCUGAAAAUUCCAGCGGAGGUGAACAUUUGCGGACUAAUACAGAGGAAAGACCUAUUAAAGCUGCAAUACAUGAGAAGAAACAGACCUUUGAAGAAUUCUUGGAAGAACAGAUACAACUAGAAGAGCAGCGUCUGGAGCAAAACCAGAAGUUGCAGGAGACAAAUGGAUCAGCUGUUCAAAGACCAGUGACCAAAAGACCCUUCCUGAAAAGAGGAGAAGGCUUAACAAGAUUCACUAAUGCCAAAUCUAAAAUUACAAAACUCGGAGAAAACACCUCAAAACUUCAACAAAGGGCUUCAGAUGACAGAAAUGUUAUUAAAGUGGACAGAUCACAAACACAGAAGAAAACUAUGCCUCCUGGCAAAGAACUGGUUUCUGAAAAUCCUUUUGCACCGUGUAAAAAAUACAACCACCCUAAUAAAGCAAAACAUUGCCCUAUUCAGAAGACGGUGGUACUCAGGAAUCACAGUGGAGAAAAUAUCUUGCCAUUAGAAACAAAAAUGCAAUCAGGAAAAAAUUAUGAUGGACAGAUGAGAGAUUAUUACGCAUCAGAAAUUAAUAACAAAACAGAAAAUAAAGAGAACAGAGUAGAAUUUGCUAAGUCUAAUACUGGCAAAAUCAAAGACAAAUUGCCUGGCACAGAAAAGUCUCAGUUGUCUCAAGAGCUGGCCAGUGCCUUCUCUAAUUCUAAACAUACUAUAGGUCACCCUGUAAAAGAUUCAGAACUAUCUUUUGAAAUUUCAUUUCAGAAUAAGCUGGAGAACUGGGAAAAAGAAAAAGAAAAAGAGACUCUAGAAUUAGAUGAGUUUUUGUUUCUAGAACAAGCUGCAGAUGAAUUAUCUUUCUCAAGUAAUUCCUCAUUUGUGCAAAGGGUCUUGGAUCGAGAUCUGCAAACUUUAAAAGGCCGUAGAAUGUCUUCUACCCCAAUAAAGGCAAAACAGCAGCAAGUAAAGGUGCUGGCUGUCGAACUCACAAAUGAGAAAAAUGAAAGGGCAGACUGCAUAGCACAGGAAAAUAUACAUAAUAGCCCAGGUAUGCACUCAGUCUCAAAUUCAGGAGCAGAUUCUAGAAUGAAGGAUCCAUUGAAUAAAACAGACAAUGUAAUAUUUUCAGCUUCUUCUGUGAAAACAGCUCCUGCUUUAAAAAGUAAUCACUGGAUUGUAAAUGAAGAUGAGGGCAGCGGUGAUACUACUGCAGAUUCUGAGAGUAGAUUUGAGGCCACACUGAAGCAUGACAACAAGGAUGCUAAGACAUCCUUUGUGAGCCAUAGGGAAAGUGAUCCGGAAUUUUUUGAUUGUGGAAGUUCUGUUACAGACAUCAGCAAAGAAAGCAUAAAUGGAGAUGCUGACCUUGGCUUGUCAGACAAAGAUUGCAGUGCACUGUCAAAGCAAAAGAUUAGAAGAGCUACAGACGAUCACAGAAGUGUGUCAUGUUUAAGGAGGAGUAAGUUUGAAUUUGAUGAUGAAAGAACAUGGAGUGAUCUUGAUGAAAAUUAUGUUAGCAGUGAUUUACCUGAAAAAUACACUAGAAUACCUUCGCAGAUGGACUUUCCCAGACAGAAUGAUUCACCUGUCCCAGAUAAAGCAAUAAAGAGAAAAGUUGCCUCAAAGAAAGCAGAUGAAAUGUCCAAAGAGUCUGCAGUGGACAGUGAUUCAAAUGGACCUCCUGCAUCAAACCUGAUGAUGAAACUGUUUCCUUCACUGAAACCGAAACAGAAGGCAGGCUGUCACUUGGAACGUGAAACCAAAUCGAAUGUGGAACAGGAUCCAGGAGGAAAUACUGUUCCAUCCCAGCUACUGAGAGAGAGACUCACUGAACUGGAAACUGAAAUAGAGAGAUUCCGAGCUGAAAACACAACUCUAAGUAAACUCCGUGAAGAAAGAGAGCAGGCCUUGGCAAAUAUCAGGAAAGAAAUUGCAGACUUUGAGCAGCAGAAAGCCCAAGAACUGGCUGAAAUAGAAGAAUAUAAAAAAAAGGAAAUGAAAAAACUGCAAAAGGAGCGCAAAGUUUUUGAAAAAUAUACUGCAGAAGCUAGAGCAAUUCCAGAUAAAAAAGAACGUGAUGAAAUUCAGGCUUUAAAACAACAGAUUGCAGAGUUACAGGAAGAUUUAAAACGAAAAGAGGCAAAAUGGUCAACUACCCAUCGGCGCCUGAAAGAUCAAAUAGAAGCUUUAGUAAAUGAGAAUUUGGAGCUAAAAGAAGAAGUCAAAAUUAUGGAGAAGUUCCGUCUAGAAGCCUGGAAGAAAACAGAAGCUGCUGGAAGCAAGAGGAAAAUAGAAAACUCUGCGAUGGCUUUAAAAAGAGCAGAAUCUUGUCUACCAAAUAGAGGCUCCAAAAGUCAAACUGCAUCUCUGCUUCUUCCAGUACAGAAGGGCAGCAAAAUGAAUGGCAAAAGUUAUUCACAGGCAAAAGGAAAACUUUCUCGAACACCUGCAUCCGGACCUGCUAAGGACAGAAGCAACUCUGAGACAGUAACAGCACUAGAAGAUUCUUCUAAGACUUUUAUGGUAGACAUCUCUCCUAACGAAGCUCAUGUGUCACUACCAUCUGGUCCUGCAUAUAUGGGCAGUGAAGAGAUAGAGAGAGAAACUACUUAUCCUGAUGGAAAGGUUGAGCAAGUUUUGAAAAAUGGCUGUCACCUCGUAUUUUUUCCCAAUGGAACAUGGAAAAAAGUGGGUUCUGAUGGAAAAACUGUAACUAUAACCUUCUUCAAUGGGGAUGUGAAGCAGGUUAUGCCUGAUCAAACAGUGAUUUAUUAUUAUGCUGAUGCUAAGACUACACAUACUACAUACUCUGAUGGGUUAGAGGUCUUGCAGUUUUCAAAUGGACAAAUAGAGAAGCAUUAUCCUGAUGGCAAGAAGGAAAUUACCUUCCCUGAUCAAACUAUUAAGAACUUAUUUACAGAUGGACAAGAAGAAAGUAUCCUUCCAGACGGUACCAUUGUUCGUGUUCAGCCAGACGGAAGCAAAACUAUAGAGUUCAAUAAUGGCCAGAGGGAACUACACACAUCACAGUUCAAGAGACGGGAAUACCCAGAUGGUUCUGUCAAGACUGUGUACAUGAAUGGACAGCAGGAGACGAAGUAUGGCUCUGGAAGAGUCAGAGUAAAGGACAAGGAUGGAAAUAUUAUCAUGGACACUAAGUUGUAGGCAGUGUCAAAACUGCUGAAGUGUUAAGACACCAGCAAAAAUAAUGUACAUUUCUGUAAACAAGAAGCAAAAACCCUUUAAGCUUGUUGUGUAUAUAUAGUGUUUAUAGUUUUUACAAAAUAAAUUUAUUUUUAAGUGAGUGCUACAUCAGAGUUUUGCCAGUUUUUUUUUCCCCACUCCAACUUUUAAGGAGCAGUUUAUUGA
Messenger RNA from Manacus vitellinus (golden-collared manakin), 4394 nucleotides. RefSeq names its product centromere protein J (gene CPAP). Gene Ontology annotation, cellular component: nucleus; centriole; centrosome. Gene Ontology annotation, biological process: cilium assembly; centriole elongation. The coding region runs from base 237 to 4190 and encodes 1317 amino acids. The transcript has 17 exons. NCBI's taxonomy places the organism in Eukaryota, Metazoa, Chordata, Aves, Passeriformes, Pipridae. Gene Ontology annotation, molecular function: tubulin binding. The record is from RefSeq and is a predicted model, not a curated record.